AUGAUUAAGCGCCUCCUUCUCUUCGUGCUCUUACUCAGUCCGGGUGCUGUCAGCGACGCUUUACUGGCUCUAACGGCCAGCACGCUGCCUGCUGGUGCUAUUUCCGUCAAAGAGCAGGCUACGGACUCGAAGGCGCGCGGAAAACAAGCGCUUAAACUAAGCGAAGACACAUCUGCUGCUGUUGGUGAAGAAAGAGCGUCAUUUUCGUUUCCUGCGUUGGAGGAGCAUUUAAAGGCCGCUUCGGAGAAGAUCUACGACUGGUUUUCUCGGAUGGCGAGUAGGUCUGCAUUCUAUAAGAAGGCUAUGCAGGAGGUGGACGUCGUCUGGAAUAAGUGGGGUGUUACGGGGGAAGAAUACAAGACUGCCUGGAGAAAGGUAGAAGAGGCCUCUCGUGUUACGGAGACCGCAUGGAGACGUCGAUUGAAGAUAAAAUUGAAUACAAAUGAGGAUCGUCUGCGGGACGCUCGUACUGCCUGGGAAAAGAAAGAAGCAGUCUGGGAGAGGACUGAAGCAGCCUGGGAGAGGACUGAAGCAGCUUGGAAAGCGAAGCUAGAAACCAUAGUUGGCAAAGAAGCAGAAUCACCGUCCCUGGAUGCCCAAAUAUUGUCGCUGAAGGAUAAUUUGGCGAAGGACGAAUGGACGUAUUUGGACAGAAAAGCACGGUGGGAAUCGAAACUAGAAGAUUGGAAGAAGAAAGAAAUCGACUUGAAGGAUGGCGUAAACAUUGCAAAGUGGGACUUCGCUGAGAGGGCGGUCAAGACGUACUUACCACAGUUCGAAAAGCUGAAGGCGCAUGGCGUUACUAGAAAAGCAUACCAAAACCUGCUUGGUCUGGAUCCGUCCACUAUUGCCAACUACAACUUGAAGGAAGAUGUCAUCACGAGUGGCUCCCUCGAUGGGCUGCAGUACGCGAAAUAUCUGUAUUUCGACAAGUUCCUUGAAUACAAGGGAAGCUCCAAACGCUUGUUGAGGUGGGUCCACCUACAUUUUAAACCAAACAAGUGA
This is a messenger RNA of Peronospora matthiolae, 1005 nucleotides long. NCBI's taxonomy places the organism in Eukaryota, Oomycota, Peronosporomycetes, Peronosporales, Peronosporaceae. The record is from the annotation of a GenBank genome assembly.